GGCAAGCUUCCCAUGUUUGUGUGUAUAUGUCUACGUGUGUUUGUUUGCUCAAGAGUCUCCUGCACUGUGAACUGUGAGGAAAAAGCCAUUGCGUGUGUGUGUGCGUAAGAGGUAACAGUUAUGUCCGUCUGUCGCGUAAUACUUUUUUGUGGCUAGAUUUUUUUCGCAGAUCCUAAGAUCAUCUAUUAAAUUUAACUCUGACAUCAUCCACCACACAAUCCCUUGGCUGCAGUCUUAAGACAAUGACAUAGUAAUCAGCAAGAUAGCCGUCUGAGGGGGAACGUUUGAUCAGUGUGCUCAAGACUAGAAAAACCGCUUUCUGGAAUUAGACGCAAUGCAACUUUGCUUCAGCAAACCUUUUUUUUUUUUUGGUGCCUCACAGCUUGUGUGUGCUUGUGUGUAAAGUUGGGGUUUCAGAGUGAGCUGAUAUGCCUCUCCAGUGUGGCCUUGAAGGGAUGCUGAAAGCACUGUGAAGGGAUUUACCAUGGACUGGGUUCUCAGGGGUUUAUUGGAGCUUGUUAAGGUGGCUAAACAAUCAGGUCCAUUGCUGCUACCUCUCCAUUCUCCUGCUCUGCCAGUCCAUCUUUCCUUCUCCAUCGUCUGAGUCCCCUCAUGGGCGCCAUAUCAGCCAGUGCUAGAAAACUUUCCUCAGAGCCAAUCACAGCAUCUCACCCUUGACCAUGGAGAUGAAACAGGCAGUGAUGAUUAACCGAGAGGACCAAGAUGAGAAGGACAAAUCUGAAGAGAAUGACAGGCUGGUGGAUGGCAGCAUUGCUGAGAAAGGGCAGAAACUAGUCUCAGGGCCCACACAGGUGUCAAACGGGUACCCCAGCACGUCGGCUCAGAGCCCGAGGGAAGGCACCGGGGCUGUAGGGGACAGGACAAGUGCUUCUGGGGGAUUCAGGACGCUUGUGGUCCAGCAGACCAGUCUGGAUCCACCCAGGGAGACAUGGAGCAAGAAGGUGGAUUUCCUCCUGUCGGUCAUCGGCUACGCAGUGGACCUGGGCAACGUGUGGCGCUUCCCAUACAUCUGCUACCAGAACGGAGGCGGUGCGUUCCUGUUGCCCUACCUGCUGAUGGCAGUGUUUGGCGGGGUUCCCCUGUUCUACAUGGAGCUGGCACUGGGGCAGUUCCACCGCAGUGGCUGUAUAUCCAUCUGGAAACACAUUUGCCCCAUCUUCAAGGGGAUUGGCUUUGCCAUCUGCAUUAUUGCCCUGUACAUUGCCUUCUACUACAACACCAUCAUGGCCUGGGCUCUGUAUUACCUGUUGUCCUCCUUCAACUCUACGCUUCCAUGGUCGACAUGCAAAAACCCCUGGAACACGGCCAACUGCAAGCAGUACCUCUCCACCGACAGCAACAUCUCCUGGACCAAUGAAUCCAUCUCGCCUGCCGAGGAGUUCUAUACACGGAAGGUGUUGCAGGUGCACCUGUCCCCAGGUCUUCAUCAGCUGGGUGCAGUGAGCUGGCAGCUGGCCCUCUGUCUGCUCUUCAUCUUCAGCAUCGUCUACUUCAGCAUCUGGAAGGGGGUUAAGACCUCUGGCAAGGUAGUAUGGGUGACAGCAACUCUUCCAUAUGUGGUUCUGUUGAUCCUUCUGGUGCGAGGUGCCACUCUGCCGGGAGCAUGGAGAGGUGUUGUCUUCUACCUGAAGCCUAACUGGGAGAAGCUCCUGAGCACUACGGUUUGGAUUGAUGCAGCAGCCCAGAUCUUCUUCUCUCUGGGUCCAGGUUUUGGUGUGCUCCUGGCCUUUGCCAGCUACAAUCCCUUUCACAACAACUGUUACAAAGAUGCGUUGGUGACGAGCUCAGUGAACUGUCUGACCAGCUUCAUGUCAGGCUUUGUGAUCUUCACCGUACUGGGCUACAUGGCUGAGAUGCGGAAGGAGGGGGUGGAGACAGUAGCAAAGGAUGCUGGUCCCAGUCUACUUUUCAUCGUCUAUGCUGAGGCCAUCACCAACAUGCCUGCUAGCACUUUCCUUGCCAUUAUCUUCUUCCUCAUGAUCAUCAUGCUGGGAUUAGAUAGCACGUUUGCUGGGCUGGAAGGAGUGAUCACCGCCAUGUUGGAUGAGUUUCCCCACCUGUUGGCCCGCAGGAGAGAGUGGUUUGUGCUAGGUCUGGUGUGUGUCUGCUACCUGGGAGCUCUGUCCACACUUACCUAUGGAGGGGCGUUUGUGGUGAAACUGUUUGAAGAAUAUGCAACAGGCCCUGCCGUCAUCACUGUAGUCUUCCUUGAAGUCAUUGCUGUUUCCUGGUUUUAUGGGACAACACGGUUCUGCAAUGAUGUGCAGCUGAUGCUUGGCUUCUCCCCGGGUCUGUUCUGGAGGGUGUGUUGGGUGGCCAUCUGCCCCUGCUUCCUACUGUUCAUCAUUGGAAGUUUCCUGGCCUUCCCUCCUGUGGUGAGGCUGUUUGACUACCUGUACCCAUUCUGGACCACUGUACUGGGCUACUGCAUUGGUGUCUCCUCUUUCAUUUGCGUGCCUUCCUACAUGGUCUACCACCUGCUCACCACCAAAGGGACCUUCAAACAGCGUCUGAUGAAGGGCAUCACCCCUGAGCCUGCAAACAUUGAAGGCCUGCACAGAGAUGUCAUCAUCACCAACGCUGUGUGAGUGGAGAUCCUUCGCCCUCUGCUGGACAUGUAGCACAAGUGGGGAUUCCACCCCUCCUUCAUAUCCCAGUUCUGCCAAAGGCAUCUCCAUCCAGAACAUGCGAUGGCUGGACUCUUGCAUCCAGCAAUCCAGCUGCUCUAUUUCCCAUCAUUCCUAAAUGUGGCAGCGUUCAAUGUACGUGUGAGAUAGUACCUGCCAUAAAGAUAUAUCUAUUGGGUAUUCGAGACGGGAGUAUAGUAGCACAAAUAUCCUUUUGGUUUUCAUCACCAUUUUGUGAUUUCAUGAUUUGUUACAUUGUUUCAAACAACUGUACUAGAAGUACUAAAGAAAUCACUAAUGGGCAGUAUACGAAGUAUACGCAUAUCUCACUCUAUUAAGCACUUUCAGAUCAAAUAUGACAUCUGAAUGCAUAGAUCUCCCAUCCACUAACAGUUCUGUUUUAUAUGCAUUUGACAUUUCAGGUAGCUUUUACAUUUCUAUAUAUAUAUAUAUAUAUAUAUAUAUAUAUAUAUUUAUGAAGCCAAAUAUAAUUGGAUAUGGCUUUUAUUACUGUUAAAUUUACUUCACAGCUCCUUAUGGUUUGGGGUUUGGACUCCUCAGAUAGAGAAAAAGCAAGGUUUGGUUUGUUGCACAGGUGUGUGUGUAUGAGUGUUUGGGUGUAGGUGCACAAAUAUCUAUUCAUCACACCUCUUUGGAAUUAUCAUUGUGGAGAGUGUCACUGUUCACAGUUGUCAGUUUUAUCAAAACCACAAAAUACACAUAAUGUGGCUAUACAUAAUGUGACAUAAUCCUACGCAUAACAUAAACUUAUUUUGGACCGUUUGCAGAAUUGCAUUAAUGUAAUGCAUCUUCCUCUGCCUCACUCAUGAAACUGGACAUCAACAGCCAACACAGUGACUCUUUAUUUUCCAUGUUAUAUGUGAAUGACAAGGUAGCAGAAACCAAAUACUAGUGUGUUUGUUACAAAUGGUUCAUCCCUAACCUUGAAGACAUGUUUUUCUUGGGGAAAAAAAACUAGCAAUGACUGAAAGUGCAAGUAUGUACCUGUCUGUUUUGUAAGUGUUGCUGUUUGUGUUUUAGUCAUGUGACAACCUGUCAACCUCUUUGAGAGGACAUAUACGGGUGUGUGAUGUUCGUUAGUUUUCAAAGUGUGUGUGAGCUUUAAGUAAAUGUAGAAACGCCAAAAGCCAUGGUUUGAUCUGUUAGUGUGUGUGCGCGCAUGCAUGCAGACAUGAAUGUAUACUAUGUAUUUAGUGUAUGCCUCAAAAUAGUGAUGCCUCUUCCUCCUCCCUGUCUUGGUCUUGUCUUUGCAACGUACUCUCUAUCAAAGUAAAAUCUCCUGAACUUUAUCGAUAUAUGUAACAUGUUAUAUGACUGUUAUAUGAAUACAUAUACGAUAAAUAUAUAUAUGAAUUAUUAGAGAAAUAAAAGUAUAUGUAUUAAUAA
Molecule: messenger RNA, 4055 nt
Organism: Pangasianodon hypophthalmus (striped catfish)
Lineage: Eukaryota; Metazoa; Chordata; Actinopteri; Siluriformes; Pangasiidae
Gene: slc6a4a
Product: solute carrier family 6 member 4a
Exons: 14
Coding region: 681-2609 (642 amino acids)
Biological process (GO): sodium ion transmembrane transport; serotonin uptake
Cellular component (GO): neuron projection; membrane
Molecular function (GO): serotonin:sodium:chloride symporter activity; serotonin binding
Source: RefSeq, a predicted model, not a curated record